Archocentrus centrarchus (flier cichlid) is the source of this 1336-nucleotide messenger RNA. RefSeq names its product nitric oxide synthase interacting protein (gene nosip). The coding region runs from base 138 to 1052 and encodes 304 amino acids. NCBI's taxonomy places the organism in Eukaryota, Metazoa, Chordata, Actinopteri, Cichliformes, Cichlidae. The record is from RefSeq and is a predicted model, not a curated record. Gene Ontology annotation, molecular function: ubiquitin protein ligase activity. Gene Ontology annotation, cellular component: nucleus. The transcript is spliced from 10 exons.
AAUAACAAGAAGAAUAAGAAGAAGAGAAUAAGAAGAAGAAGACGAGGCGGCUGUGGCUGAAGUUUGCGUUAAAGAGCCUUUUGUUCCCGGGAUUUUCGUUAUAUACGUUUCGCAGAUCUGGGAAACACUGAAGCACGAUGACUCGCCAUGGAAAGAACUGUACGGCUGGAGCGGUUUACACAUACCACGAGAAAAGGAAGGAUACAGCGGCCUCUGGUUACGGGACACAGAGAGUGCGACUCGGCAGAGAUGCAGUCAAAGACUUUGACUGCUGCUGCCUGUCUCUGCAGCCCUGCCGGGAUCCUGUUGUCACUCCAGAUGGAUACCUCUAUGAAAAACAGGUCAUUCUUGAAUACAUCCUUCACCAGAAGACAGAAAUUGCCAAAAAAAUGAAGGCAUAUGAGAAGCAGAAGCAGGCGCUGAGGAGCAACAGCCAACUGGAGUCCAAGUCAGAGGAGAGAGAGAGAGUGGAGAGGUUUAAAACUAAGGAGAGCAGCAUUGUGUCCAAACCCAUCAACCCCUUCACAUCAGGGAAGAACGCGGGGAGCGAGACGGGCGGGACGCAGAGCAGCCCCGGAGAAUCAUCCAGUGCUGGCACGCCUGCCUCCUCCAGCCAGAGCCUGCCCAGUUUCUGGAUUCCUUCACUGACACCAGAGGCCAAGCCCACCACCCUCAAGAAACCAAGCAAGACUGUCUUAUGUCCAAUGUCUGGAAAACCCAUUAAAAUGAACGAGCUAAUCACGGUGCGCUUCACCCCGCUGGACCCAAGUCUGGAUCGGGUCGCCCUGCUCACCCGCCAGGACAGGUACGUGUGCGCAGUAACCAAAGACGUCUUGGGCAACAGUGUUCCCUCUGCUGUUCUUAAACCGUCAGGUGCUGUGGUGACGCAGGAGUGUGUCGAGAAGUUGAUCAGGAAGGACAUGGCCGAUCCUCUGACAGGAGACAAACUGUCUGAAAAAGACAUCAUACCACUGCAGAGGGGUGGAACUGGCUUUGCGGGUUCUGGGGUUGACCUCACAGCCAAAGAGGCUCGUCCAGUGAUGCAGGCAUGAAACGACCCAAGACUCCAGUGUUCUCAUAAGACUUCACUGGGCGUCCUUACUGUAGUUCUGUUAAGUGUAAAAGGGUGAGAUCGUUUUUGCAGCAUAUUUCAUCAUGUCUGAUCUUUUUUGUUUACGUAGCAUUGCCUUCUGAAUGACCUUUUUGUGAAUAUGCCUUCACUGAUCAUCUGCACAACGCAGAUAUUUGCAAAAGUUUUAGUUUUCAAGCUACCAUCCAAAUUUUGCAUUCUCAUGGAUUAAUGUAAGACAUUUAAAUAAAAUCCGUUUUAAAGCAA